CAGGCCGAAGCUCGAGAGUCGUCCAGGCGUUUUCGGCACGAAGCAGUCCCUUGGAAACCACCCCGAAGCCCGUCGUCGCUGCGCUACUUCGUCGGCAUUCCAUCCUUAAAGUCUACGCUCGCUUCGAAGUGAAAUUCAACCCCCGUUGAGAUCGCAAGUCGAGCCAUCCGGCCGUGAAGAAGAUCCGGCGAAGAAGCAGGCGGCAUUAGGGACUGUUGAGGCGAGGGACACAAGCAGAGACAUGGACAAUGUGCAAAUGAUCGGCACUAAAAUCACAGCAAUCAAGGAAUACUUAUAUAAUUUCGCACGAACGCAUUCACCCACAAGACUAAUGAGUGCCGAAAAUACUUACUCGCUCUCCAAGGAGCAUUGCAACUUGAAGUACUCGGAUAUCUUGCCACAAAAUGCAGAAGGCUAUCCGGCAACUAGAGAGUUCUUGAUGAAAGUGGUGGACAUCCUAUUGGAUUUCGUCAAAUCAACGAAUGAUAGAAAUUCGAAGGUCCUCGAGUUUCAUCAUCCUGCCGACAUGAUGCGCUUGCUCGAUUUGGAAAUUCCGGACUCCGGAUUGACUCUCCAACAGCUCUUACUGGAUUGUUCCAUGACUUUGAAGUAUCAAGUGAAAACCGGACAUCCGCAUUUCUUUAAUCAGCUAUCAUGCGGCCUCGAUUUAGUGUCCAUGGCCGGCGAGUGGCUAACUGCGACAGCAAACACAAACAUGUUUACCUACGAAAUUGCUCCCGUUUUUAUUCUGAUGGAGCAUGUCGUCCUGCAAAAGAUGCGCGAACUUAUAGGCUGGAAUUGUGGCGAUUCCAUCCUCGCUCCGGGAGGAUCUAUCAGUAAUCUUUACGCCUUUCUCGCCGCUAGGCACAAGAUGUUUCCGUAUUAUAAAGAAAAAGGACUCUCUGCCAUCGGAGGACAGCUGGUGAUGUUUACGUCCGAUCAGUGCCAUUAUUCCGUGAAAUCAUGCGCUUCCGUCUGCGGGCUUGGGACGGAUAACUGCGUGAUGGUGCCUAGCGACGAGCGCGGUCGCAUCAUUCCAUCGAAGCUGGAGGAAUCAAUUCUGGAGCGCAAGGCCAAAGGUCACAUACCGUUCUUCGUCAACGCCACUGCGGGAACAACGGUUAUCGGUGCAUUCGAUCCGAUCCAGGAAAUUGCUGAUAUCUGCCAAAAGUACAAGCUCUGGUUGCAUGUCGACGCGGCUUGGGGUGGUGGACUGCUUCUGUCGAGAAAAUAUAGACAUCCGAGAAUGACUGGCAUCGAACGGGCUGACUCGGUGACAUGGAAUCCUCAUAAACUUAUGGGAGCUCUGCUUCAAUGUUCCAGUAUUCACUUUAAGGAAGACGGGCUGCUGAUCAGCUGUAACCAAAUGUCCGCGGAAUACCUGUUUAUGACGGACAAGCUAUACGACGUGAGAUACGACACUGGCGAUAAGGUCAUUCAAUGCGGACGUCACAAUGACAUUUUCAAGCUUUGGCUGCAAUGGCGCGCCAAGGGCUCAGAGGGCUUCGAGAAGCAUAUGGAUCGAUUGAUGGAAUUAACGGAGUACAUGGUCAGGAGAAUUAAACAAAUGCCCGACAAGUACUACUUGAUCCUCGAGCCCGAAUUGGUGAACGUCUGCUUCUGGUAUCUGCCGACGCGCGUGCGAAACAUGCCACACACCGCGGAAAGAAUAAAAAUCUUGGGCGAGAUCUGCCCAAUUCUGAAGGGUCGCAUGAUGCAGUCUGGUACGCUGAUGGUUGGUUAUCAGCCGGACGAUCGACGACCCAACUUCUUCAGAAAUAUCAUUUCUAGCGCCGCCGUGACGGAAGCGGACAUCGAUUUCCUCUUAGCCGAGAUGGAUCGAUUGGGUCACGACUUGUAAGAAAUCUGUCCAAACGUAGGCAUUAACCGUACGAUAUGCAAUGAUUAGAUGACUGAAAAUUUCCUUGGCAAAAUUACAUCCGCCGUCAUAUUAAUUAUCUGGGCAUAUACUUUCGCGAUACGUUCUAUAAACAAAAAGCGUAUCCAAUAAAUUUAAAGCUCAGACAAAAAAUUCAAAAUCAAUAUGAACGUACAAUGUAACACAUGAAGAUUUGUGUGGUCUAAAUGUUGCAAUAAGA
Messenger RNA from Linepithema humile (Argentine ant), 2099 nucleotides. It is a transcript of the gene Gad1, whose product is annotated as glutamate decarboxylase. Gene Ontology annotation, molecular function: glutamate decarboxylase activity; pyridoxal phosphate binding. The record is from RefSeq and is a predicted model, not a curated record. Gene Ontology annotation, biological process: GABA biosynthetic process. NCBI's taxonomy places the organism in Eukaryota, Metazoa, Arthropoda, Insecta, Hymenoptera, Formicidae. Gene Ontology annotation, cellular component: cytoplasm.